GGCUGAAGCGGCGAUCGCUCGCUUUUGAACACAUCCUACGGUUAGCAUGUGUACUUUGACCCUCCUCUCUUCCACUACUUGCGCUAAGGAGGGAUCGGAAGUAUGCUGUAAAGAAAAAAGGGGAAAUCUUGACAUCAAGGAAGGACCGAAAGGAGGAGGCAGUGAGAUCUGAUGUUAUGGCACCUGGAAGGGAACAUUACAGAUGGACUGUUUGUGCAGUGAUUGUGCUUUUGAUAGCAUUAUCUGCAGCUCAUAUGACAGAUCGACCUGCAUCUUCUCACCCUCACCGCAAGACUUCUGUGCUGAAGAUGGAUGAGGCGUCCCUUUCGGUUAUCAAUGAGAUUGAGGAUGACAUGAUGUUAUAUGUGUCUUCAGAUCACUGUUUUCAGUGUUUGCCCCAGCUGUUGGGAAUAAUACCUUCAAGGCCAGCUUCUGGGACCCCCACUCUGGUGGGCUUUGUCGUAGACACACAGCACGCACUGACACUGCAGCUCAACAGUAGCUCUGCACACUUGGAGCAAUGCAAAGUUCACUUCCACUUUGGGGAGCAGGGGAACUAUUCUCUGUGGGUCAAGAACCUGAAUGAGCCGUCACGGGUCAGCUGCUCCAUGAUCACCAAUUCUGAGCCCAUUAACAGCUACUUGCCUAUUUUGUUUGCUUCUCUGGUCUUUGCUUUUCUGGUGGCAUUAUCUGCUAUCUGGACCACAGUUAAAAGGCUGGAUGUGGUGACAAAACUGCUUCUUUGCUUGGGGAGCACAGUGGAGACAGAGAGGCUGAUAAACUCUGAGCUUGGCACUCCAAACAGAUUGUUAGAUGCCUCUAUGGAAUCGAUCAUUCCUGCCACUACAGGACGGAGGCUUCGUUCUUUGGAUACCUUCCGUGGCCUUUCGCUGGUCGUUAUGGUGUUUGUUAACUAUGGAGGUGGACGUUACUGGUUCUUUAGGCAUGAAAGUUGGAAUGGGCUCACUGUGGCCGAUCUCGUGUUUCCUUGGUUUGUGUUCAUUAUGGGUACGUCUGUUGGUUUGUCCCUGAGCGGUUCAUUGCGCAGAGGUGUCAAACGCACUCAUCUGCUGUGGAGGAUCUGCUGGAGGAGCUUACAACUCUUCUUUAUCGGAGUCAUCAUCAUCAAUCCUAACUACUGCAAUGGACCCUUGUCUUGGGAUUCUGUUCGUAUUCCUGGCGUAUUACAGCGUCUGGGCUUCACGUAUCUCGUUGUUGCUGUCUUGGAUCUUGUGGUGGCCCGAGACCGACUUAACAACAUCCUGUCAAAUGAAACAUGGUACUCGGUGCAUGAUGUCUGCCUCUACUGGCCUGCAUGGGUGUUUGUGAUUGCCUUAGAGGCGAUAUGGUUGUGUUUGACCUUCCUCCUCCCAGUCCCAGGCUGCCCAACUGGUUAUUUGGGUCCAGGGGGCAUUGGUGAUUUUGGCCAGUACCAAAACUGCACCGGUGGAGCUGCAGGUUACAUUGAUCGGUGGUUGCUGAGACAUAACCAUAUUUACCAGACGCCCUCAUCACGGGUUGUAUACCAGACUAUGAUGCCCUUUGACCCUGAGGGUGUUUUAGGAACCAUCAACUCCAUAUUGAUGGCAUUUUUGGGACUUCAGGCAGGGAAAAUUCUGCUGCAUUACAGAGACCAACACAGGCAAAUUAUCACACGAUUUCUCAUUUGGGGAUUCAUACUCGGAAUCAUCUCUUCUGUAUUGACCAAGUGCUCCAGAAAUAAUGGCUUCAUCCCUGUCAACAAAAACUUGUGGUCUUUGUCCUAUGUGACGACUCUGAGCUGUUUUGCUUUUGUGGCUCUGGUGUUUUUUUACUACUCGGUGGAUGUAAAGAAGUGGUGGUCUGGAGCUCCCUUCUUUUACCCUGGUAUGAAUUCCAUUUUGGUGUAUGUGGGUCAUGAAGUGUUUAAGGAAUACUUCCCUUUUCGUUGGAAAAUGGCCAAUAGCCAAUCGCAUGCAGAGCACCUGGCACAGAACCUUGUGGCCACCUCCAUAUGGGUGAUCGUAGCCUAUCUGCUCUACAGAAAGAAGAUCUUCUGGAAGAUUUAAAAUUGUAACACUGCCCUGCAGAUGUAAGAGCUGCUCUUCAUUGUGAAAGAGAUUAUUUGGAUAUUUUUAGUUGUGGAAAAACAGCAGAUCUCUGAGCAUCUGUGCAGAGACUAAAACUCACACAUAAUCCAGGAAUAGAACUUGGCUAUUAUUAUUGAGAAGAGCAGAAGGAAGAAGAGAAAAGAAGAGCAUGUGGCUGUGCCAAGAUACCUCUGUGGACUCAACAAAGCCCCCAGAAUUGAUGCCUAGAUGCCAAGGCAAGAUUCUGCUGAAUUUUAAUUCAAUCAGCUGGUUUGAUUUAAUGAAUGUUUUGAUGCACAAUGAUGAAUUAUUAUUGAUUAUAGAAUUUCUUGCAUUAUGAUAUGGAAUAAUUCUGAAAGCCUUUGGACUAAUUUACUGCAUGCUUAGUUAAAGGGGUCAUAGGAUGCCUAUUUUCCACAAGUUGAUAUGACUAUUUAGGGUCAUAAUGAAAAUUCUGUAACAGUUUAGUUAAUUUCUCAUUGGUUGUGUAAAAAACACCUUUUUACCCUGUCAAAAACAGUUUUUCAAAGCACGCAGUUUUGUAGCAUUUUCCUUUAAAUGUUAAUGAGCUCUGCUAACCCUGCCCCUCUCUUCCGAGCUGCUCUCUGAGGGACUGCUUACUUUAGCCGAAUUCAUCAUGAACUUGCAAAUUAGCACAUUCUUAGGAAAGGCGAUUUGCAAAGAUUCAUAAAAAAAAAAAAAACGUAUACUCACUUCUUCUGUAUGUGAAGCUAACCUUGAACAACCCGCACGAACAUAGACACAUUUAUGUAGAUCUGGGGCGCAUUCCCUUUAAAAACAAACAUAAUCCACUGCGUCUUCAGUGGCUCAGAUGUCGGGAGUAAAUGACGACUGCCAUGUUCAUUAUUACAUCCAACAACAGAACACCUUAAUCGCUUAGAGACAUUCUUGUCUACAUCUGCUCUGGCGGCAAAACAAUGGCGGACUGAUGACAGUCACUCGGGGCGGGUCUAAGGUAAGAUGUCUGUACUGUCAAUCAAACUAUCAUUGGCAGGGCCUGUUUUUGUGACAUCAGACAGGCAUCUGAGAUAGGCACUAUUUAAAAAAAAUGGGUAAAGAUUUUAGCAGAUUAAUCAAAAACCACUUGGUGGAUUUUUAUCAUUUAUCAUUUCAAUGCCAACACACAUUUCAGUUCAAACAACUUUGAAAAGUGCAUAUAGCAUCAUAUGACCCCUUUAAGGUUAUGAUAAAUGCAAUAAUGAAAGUGAAAGCAAAUAGGGAGGGGGAGAGAACCCCCUCAAGGUCAACAAAUAUGGGCUGAUCCAUCCACUUUUGAGGUAAAAUACUGUCACACAAUUUUAUAUUUAGCUUUAAUGUCAUGAAUUCUCUGGACAGUGUUGUUUUACUUCUUUUUUCCGGUGGUCUUCCUGUUUUCCAGUGUUUUAUUAUUAUUAUUAUUUUUUUUUUUAAGUGUGUCCUGCCUUGUUAAAAAACUCAGGAGAUUUGCACUUUGUGUGCCAAAUGUAAUGUACUUUAUGGUUUCUCUGAUUAAACUGUCCCUGGUUAUUAGUUUACAAAUAAAUUGUUACCUCUACGACAUGAAUCAAAUUUUAUAUAUACAUAUACACAUAAAGACUAAAACAUAAACACUAUAUGUUUCCAAUACAAAUUGCAGCUUAAAAAAUAAAAAUAAAAUCAAAAAAACCAACAGAAGGGAAAAUAUUUAUCCAUCAUAUGUUGCCAACUUGCAAAGUCAUUUCCAUUUUUUUACUGGUUAAUGGAUAUUUUACACAUGUAUAAACUACAUGUUAUCAUGUAUCGUUUUGUUUUAUACUUAUCAACAUGGGAUGUGGUAAAAAUAAAACCUUUUUUUUUUACCAUUGAA
Messenger RNA from Carassius gibelio (silver crucian carp), 3915 nucleotides. Its product is annotated as heparan-alpha-glucosaminide N-acetyltransferase. The record is from RefSeq and is a predicted model, not a curated record. The coding region runs from base 177 to 2048 and encodes 623 amino acids. The transcript is spliced from 18 exons. NCBI's taxonomy places the organism in Eukaryota, Metazoa, Chordata, Actinopteri, Cypriniformes, Cyprinidae.